Populus trichocarpa (black cottonwood) is the source of this 1834-nucleotide messenger RNA. Its product is annotated as protein MANNAN SYNTHESIS-RELATED 2. Bases 261 to 1523 code for a protein of 420 amino acids. The record is from RefSeq and is a predicted model, not a curated record. The transcript has 6 exons. NCBI's taxonomy places the organism in Eukaryota, Viridiplantae, Streptophyta, Magnoliopsida, Malpighiales, Salicaceae.
CUUUCUUUCUCUAUAGAUAGACACAUGAAUGGUGAGAGAGAAGUGUCUUCGUAUAUGUUGUGUGCCUGCUCCGUCUCUUUCUAUCUUUCAGCCUUUUGUCUUCACCUUCUCAUUUACACCACCUGCACCAAAUAAGCUCUUAAAUUAAAAACACACAAACCCCAUAAUUACCGGGCCUUAGAAAAAGGAACUUGUUCACUCGUGUCACCUAAUAACCUCUCUUUCUUCACAUUAACAGCACUCAGAGAGAGAUAGAGAGAAUGGGUGUGGAUUUGAGACAGGUGGUUGCUGGGGUGCUGACUCUAACUAUGUUUGUAAUGCUUGGUAACAUGAUCAAGAGAGACCAUUUUGAUUCUGUCGAGGGGAAAUUUCCAGGAGCUAGGGACGUCGAGUUUGAUGGUGAGAAGGUUUCAGAGCAGGGUCUUGUGACAUUUUCGAAAAAGAGUACAAAUGGGCCAUGGGUAGAGGGUGGCCUAGAGCUAAAACCAUGUUGGAAAGAGUCAAAUUUUGAUGAUGUAGAGUCGAAAGGGUUUGUCACUUUCUCAUUAACUAAUGGUCCUGAGUACCAUGUCUCACAGAUUGCUGAUGCAGUUGUAGUAGCAAGAUAUAUUGGAGCAACUCUUGUACUUCCUGACAUUAGGGGGAACAAACCAGGAGAUGAAAGGAAGUUUGAAGAAAUAUAUGAUGUUGAGAAAUUUGUUAAAAGCCUAGUCGGGGUAGUCAAAGUAGUUAAACGUCUGCCUGAGGAUGUAUCAAUUCGAGAUUUUGCUGUUGUCAAGGUCCCUAAUCGAGUUUCAGAGGAUCACAUUGCUGAGCAAAUUGAACCAGUCUUUAGAACAAAUAGCAACGUAAGACUGGCUACAUUCUUCCCUUCAGUAAAUAUGAGAAAGACCACAAAAACAAGUGCCAGUGAUUCAGUUGCAUGUUUGGCAAUGUUUGGAACUUUAGAGUUGCAGCCAGAGGUUAAUGAAGUGGUUGACUCCAUGAUUGAGCGACUAAGAACAUUGAGUCGCAAAUCUGAUGGGCGAUUUAUUGCUGUUGACUUGAGAGUUGAGAUAUUGGACAAGAAAGGUUGCCAUGGAAGCAGUGCAACUGGAACAAAGAGUUGUUUUAGUGCACAGGAGAUUGCCAUAUUUUUGAGGAAGAUUGGAUUUGGCAAGGAUACCACAAUCUACCUCACUCAGCCAAGAUGGGAUGAAAGCCUUGAUGUUCUGAAAGAUAUAUUCCCAAAAACUUAUACAAAGGAAAGCAUAUUGCCUGCAGAUAAGAAGGCAAAAUUCCUUGAAUCUGAAGAUUCAGAGUUUGAGAAGGUUAUUGACUUCUACAUGUGUUCUCAAAGUGAUGUCUUUGUACCAGCCAUCUCAGGCCUAUUCUAUGCCAACGUAGCUGGUAAGAGAAUAGCAUCCGGUAAGACUCAAAUACUUGUUCCGGCCGACAUUCCUGGCACCUCUUCCUCUGUUACCAACCAUUUCUCCCCCUAUAUCUCCAAGAAGAACCACAUGGCACAUUCCUGUUUUUGCUAGUAAUCAAUGCCAAAAACCCUGAAGAGAGCACAAUGCAGCUUUUGUUGUAGUCUUCAAUAAUAGUUCUUACUUUCUCCAUUGCUUCAGUCAAGCCUUUCUAGUAAGCAGAUGAACAUUUGAGUUACAUCAUCCACACUUCUAUUUAGGAGUGAAAGCACCCCAAAACAGAAGUUUACUGUUUUCAUAUGAUUUUUUAAAGAUGGUUCUAUAUAAAUAGGACAGGUAGUUUUGUGAGUUAUGUUCAAGAAUUUGUUUGAUGUUUUGUAAAACUUUGAAGUAUAAGUUGUUUAUUGUAAAAUCAGUUUGCAUUU